AUGCUCAUGGAUAAGCUUGUUGAAAUUCGGCUAAGAAUAGAGAAGAAGGUGGGACGAAAGCGACUGAAUACAACAGAUUACAUAAGAAGAAUGAGUGAUAUGACGCCACCUGUUGACGAUGCCCCACCAGAGUUGAAAGAGAAAAGGCAGCAAUUUGAAGAGAACAGAGCGAAACUCUGCACAUUGAACAAUGACUUGAAAAUGCUCGAAUGGAUGGCAAGUGUGACGGAUCCGUCCCUUUUGAAAAAAGUCGAUAAAAUGGCAACGUCCGUACGAGAGCGGGAGUAG
Messenger RNA from Cooperia oncophora, 288 nucleotides. Lineage: Eukaryota; Metazoa; Nematoda; Chromadorea; Rhabditida; Trichostrongylidae. The record is from the annotation of a GenBank genome assembly.